AUGCGAGUGUUGGCUGUGGCGGCGCUGCUGGCGGCGGCGGCGGCGUGUAGCGACUCCAGCCUCGGAGAACUGGCAGACCUCGAGUCGGCGAGCGACGGCGUGCGACACCGGAUACUGUCGCGCCGGCGCCGCUACCUCGUCUACCCGGAAGGCAGCUCCCUGCAGCUGGUGUACUGUCUGACGGUGCCCACGAUCGUCCCGGUGCCCUUCUUCAAGUUUGGCUGGACGCUGGGCCUGGCGUGGGAGCUGCCCAGCGACGGCAAGCAGAUCGUGGAGUACAAGAAGAAGCUGCGCCAGGCGCUCCGGAAGCCCACGACGGAGCCGCCGCCCCCUCCACCGCCGGACCACCACGACGACGACCACCACCCGGACGGGUAUCCGGGGUUCGACGCGUACAGCCACCACUUCGGCUACGACCACAUGCACCAGGGCGAGGUGCUCAUGCACCGCAGAGACCGUAGGACGCUCUACGCCAAGGCAGAAGGCGCUUUCAGCAGCCUCGGCGUGGACGGCCGUUCGUGUGUGUACCGCUUCCUGUGCGAGGCGGAGCAGCGGGUCGCCGGCACAGGCACGUUCCUGCAGGAGAUUCUCAGGGUGAUUUUCACGCUGCCGGAGGCUCGCGGGCGGGACCUGGACAACGCCGACCUGCGACACUACGACGAGGCACACCGACGCCGGCGCCGCGACGCCGCCGCCGCCGCCGACGCCGACGCCGACGCCGGAGCCGACGCCCGGGACUGCGACCUCCUCUACCCGGAGUGCGACAUCGACUCCAUCUUCGACUACCAGCUGCCCCUCGACUAAUGCGACCAGUGUCCGUUCUCUCAGCUGCCACAUCCUCUCUGGAAUCGAUCAUCAGUCAGCUCGUGAAGCCGUAAUAGUGGGGCGGCACCCACUGAUCACUCAUUUGCUGUCUACACCCCUUUGUCUAUAUAUAAUAGCUGUGGCCUUCCCGAGCAAUUUCACACGUGCGCUAUACACGCCUCCUCAUCUAUGUACGAUAACUCUGCCCCUUCCCUCCAAUUACAGAGUAGGCAAAAUGAUCAUUUCAUGCACAUUGAGAUAGGCGACCCAACAUACAUCUCCUCCCCUGGGUGGGGAUGAUGUAAGUUUCUUUGGCUGUCUCAACGAGCACUUUCUGGACCAGUUUCAUUUUUCUCAUCACGUCUGUCCACGCUUUGGCUGCGUGCAGAAGCACUUCUUAUGCUCGUAAUUCCCCCUGGGAACUGUCUCUGCUGCAGCAGUAUUCAUAUGUUGUGUCUUCAUAACAUUUGUAGAUGAGAUAGCUAAGGCACGCCAGUACAGACGAGCCCAACCCGGCGGAAGCACGUUCCAGUCCUUUGGGUUGAGAGCCAUUAAAGUGCAGCUCUUGAUCACUAAGCUGCCUCAAACGACAAACCACUCCCCAGUGUCCUUCAUGGUGACCGUAUUUUACUCGAUCGGUAGCGAUCUCUCCAAGAACAGGUGCGAGAUCGGUGCAGCAGUAUGGCAGUUGGCUUUGCAGUGUUAUCGAAUUACACACUCUCACUUCUCUUUCGCAGUUACGAACAACAGGCACUCUAACGCAUCUGAGAAGUCUCACUGCUGACCAGUUCGGACGGUGGGAUUUACUGACUGAGAAAAGCCGUAAUUGUUUAGGUACGAAGCAUACCAUGUCAAAACAUUAUUGUCGUAAACUGAAAAACUUAUAAAAGAUCUAACGGGUACGAGUGUAGACAUUUCUAUUUGUGAGUGACAACAGUGUACUGAAUGCAAUAUUUUCGUCAUUUCCAUACUACUAAUUGUAGCCUUUAGGUGUAGUAACUACUUAGGUUGGUUAGUACCUCCAGAUAUGUAUGACAAGAGCAAGUUAUUAAUACUAAUUUUCCUCUGGGUAGCAGGCCAGGUGAUGACGUGUGGACGCUUGGACGCAGAAGUGUUUAUCUAUACUGCUCGCUGUAGUCCACUUAGUAGCGCAGUAUGACCAUGCAGAAAAAAAUCAGGUUAUGAAGUUCGUGUCGUGUUUCUUCAUAGACUGUUCGACACAGAAAUAAAAACAGUACUUUGAUGUUGAGCAUAUUAAGGUACCAAACAUAAAGGUAUCUGCACUAAAUGUAUCUGCCCUUAUACCCAUUGCACCAAUUAUGUUCCACUAACGCCAAUUACCAAUGUAGACGAGAAUAACUAAGGAUUCCCUUAUACCGUUUUUCAUUAUCAUUCAGUACACAAACAUCUGAGACCCUUCGCACCUGUAGCAGAGUGUGUCUCAAUGACUUCUAGCUAUAACACAAAACCGCACACAGUGUUAAAGUCUGUAGAAAAAAAUAACUUUUUAGUAAAUAUUUAUUCUGAUUUUCAGCACUGAGCCCCGCUUGCAGACGUUCUACGCCAAUCCCUCUCGACACGUUUUCCUCAAUUUUUACAACUCAGUUAGUUAGUUUCCAUUUCUGCCAGCAGUAAUGAUUCGUCCCAUUAGUUCAAUAGGCAAACAUCACGCAGGAUUUUGCAGUAAAUCACCACACUAACAAUUCGCGAUGGAAUCGUACCAGCGCGUUCCAAGGAAGAAGUACUAUAAGGUAGCUGAAUCCAACACUCCCUAUCUUUCAACAAAAAUACCUUACGUUUUACUUUCAUGUCAUGUACUUCAGUGUGUAUGCUUCGUAAACGCGAGCUUCACGUAAACUGACAUCUGCAACACUAACGCUCGAUGAGAACCACUCCUCCCUCUAUUAUUGUGACACAUUAACGAAACGUAUUUUUAAGAGAGAACCGUACGUGUCGAUGUGACAUCAAAACGACCUCUGACCUGCAACUAUGCCUGUUAUCACGCUGUUUGCUUAUUAUUUCAGCAUUUUACUGCGUUGGCCGCGAUACACGAAUGUUCGGCCUCAAAGUGAUUUUGCUCACUUACCCUCCGAUAAUAAACAAAAAGCGUGGGAAAUAUUGCAGUGUUGUAAAACGUCAGUUAGGGCAGGAGCGGAGGAGAGACACAGUAUUCGCGAAAAAAUUCCAGACAGAGACCGAAACACAGAGCGUAGUGAAAUGAUUCAUCAACUGUGAAGAUAAAUGGAGACUUGAACCUCUCACAACCGUUUCACUGAAUAGGAAUAACACCAGUUGCCAAACUCAUAACUAAGAAACUAUUAUUUAAAAAUGCAAUCUACAGCUGUAUUUAACAAAUAAUGUGGCACAAUA
Molecule: messenger RNA, 3174 nt
Organism: Schistocerca gregaria
Lineage: Eukaryota; Metazoa; Arthropoda; Insecta; Orthoptera; Acrididae
Exons: 4
Coding region: 1-804 (267 amino acids)
Source: RefSeq, a predicted model, not a curated record